CACCACAAGAAAAGUGUAACGUAGUCCGACACCAUGAAUGUAGAAUCAUGGGCACAAAACAACGUAGGCAUUUUCAUUAUCGCCUGUCGAGUCAGUGAAAAGGAAACUCAAUCAUGAUAAGCCAGGAUAUAUUCCUGGUACUGCAAUGAAUUGAUAUUCACAUAUUUAUGGUUGGUUCAGGCAUUCUUGGGUUGCACAAUCAGUAUAAUAAGGAGUUUCCAUAUAUAUAUUUUUUGUCGUCCAAGAAGUAGGAAAGCUGUGAUAUAUGGAAAUGCAGAGUAGCAGUGGAAUAGGUAGAGGUGGUAAAAGUGCUGAGUCAGAAGAUGAAGAGUUUGAAGUGGAGGACCUUCAGGAGCCCACCGAAUCUACUUGGAAGAACUAUUUCAGGUUGAUUUGGAAUUGCUCUGGAGUACUUGAUCAGUCCAUUAACAGUAGAAGUGGAAAUGGCAGAGAAAUCACCACAAGAGGUAGAGGCCAUUCUCAUGGAUUUGUUAUUGAACCUAACAACAGGUGGUAUCAAUUGUGGACACACUUCAUAUUGUUAUGGGCAGUGUACUCAUCCUUCUUCACCCCCCUGGAAUUUGCCUUCUUCAGAGGUCUUCCUGAGAACCUCUUUCUUCUAGACAUUGCUGGACAAUUUGCUUUCCUUAUAGAUAUUGUCGUACGCUUCUUUGUUGCCUACAGACAACCACACUCUCAUUGCAUGGUCUAUAGUCACAGCCGCAUUGCUAUACGCUACUUGAAAUCCCAGUUUAUGCUUGAUCUUCUUGGUUGCUUUCCAUGGGACUACAUUUACAAGGCUUCUGGGAGAAAGGAGCCAGUCAGGUACCUGCUAUGGAUCAGGCUUAGCAGGGCGCUUAGAGUGACAGACUUUUUUAAAAAGCUUGAGAAAGACAUCCGCAUCAAUUAUCUUUUCGCCAGGAUCAUAAACCUUUUUGUUGUUGAGUUAUAUUGCACACAUACGGCUGCCUGCAUCUUUUACUAUCUUGCUACCACUCUGCCUCCAUCAGAGGAAGGUUAUACAUGGAUAGGAAGUUUACAAAUGGGAAGCUACAAAUAUACACACUUCAGAGAGAUUGAUCUUUGGACCCGUUAUAUAACCUCACUUUACUUUGCUGUUGUUACUAUGGUUACUGUUGGUUAUGGGGAUAUUCAUGCUGUCAACACAAAAGAAAUGAUAUUCGUCAUGAUAUAUGUUUCUUUUGACAUGAUUCUGGGGGCUUAUUUGCUGGGUAACAUGACAGCAUUGAUAGUGAAAGGAUCCAAAACUGAGAGAUUCAGGGAUGCAAUGGCUGAUCUCAUUAGUUUCAUGAACAGAAACAGGCUCGGAAAGGACCUAAGAAUGGAGAUAGAAAGACAUGUUCGAUUACAAUACGAGAGUGGUUAUACUAGUGCUUCUGCUCUUCAGGAUCUUCCGGUAUCUAUCAGGACUAAGGUUUCACAAAAGUCAUACGAGCCGUACAUUAGAAAGGUUCCACUUCUCAAAGGAUGCUCAGAUGAGAUUAUCAAUCAUAUGGCCCUCAAUGUCCAUGAAGAAUUUUUCCUUCCAGGAGAACUGAUUAUAGAACAAGGAAGUAUGGCUGAUCAACUGUACUUCGUUUGUCACGGGAAACUGGAUGAAGUCCGAAGAUAUGAAAAUGAAAGAGAGGAACCACUCUUGAGUCUUGAAACUCACAGUACAUUUGGUGAAGUUUCGGUUCUUUGUAAUGUCCCAAUACCAUACACAAUCCGAGUUGUUCAAUUAUGUAGACUACUGCGAAUUGACAAGCAGCAUUUCCUGGAUAUCCUUGAUACAUACUUUCUUGAUGGCCGGAUAAUCAUCAAUAAUCUCCUUGAGGGUGUUCAGGGGAAGGAAUCAAACAUAGAAAAUAUCAUAAAGGAAUCUAAGACCACACUUCAUAUUGCAAAACAUGAAUCUGAGUUGGCUAUGAAAUUAAACUGUGCUACAUAUGAUGGAGAUCUUUAUCGACUACGGUGUUUUAUUGGAGCAGGAGCAGAUCCAAAUAUGUCUGAUUACAAUGAUAGGUCACCUCUGCACGUUGCUGCUCGGAAGGGUUAUGAAGAUAUAGCUCAGUUCCUUAUUGAAAAGGAUGCAAAUGUCAAUGCCAAAGAUUAUUUCGGAAACACCCCGCUGCUGGAAGCAGUCAGGAAUGAGCACGAUGAAGUGGCUUCCUUGCUCGUCAAUGCGGGGGCAACACUAAUGCUAGAUCAUGUUGGAACUUUUCUCUGUGAGGCAGUUGCAAGCAGAGAAUUAGAAUUUCUGAAGCGACUAUUGUUCAAUGGUGCAAAUCCUAAUGCCAAAAAUUUUGACAUGAGGACGCCACUGCACAUUGCUGCAUCAGAAGGAUUAUAUCCAGCAUCAGUCUCCCUUUUAGAAGCUGGAGCCAGUGUCCUUUCAGUAGACAGAUGGGGCAAAACUCCAGUAGAUGAAGCCCGAGUGGGUGGAAACAAGAGCCUAAUUAAUCUGCUGGAGAAUGCAAAGCGUGCUCAGUUAUCAGAAUUUUCUGAAUCCUUUGAAAGAAACCAAGGCUCAGUUAUAAUAGAGCAAGAACAAAGGAAAUGUACAGUGUUCCCCUCUCAUCCCUGGGAUAAUUUAGAUGGCAGAAGAACUGGAGUUGUUUUAUGGGUUCCACAGAAUAUGGAUGAUCUCAUUAGAACCGCAAAGGAACAAUUGAAAGUUUACAAUGGUUCCUGCAUAUUAUCAGAAAAUGGUGGCAAGAUUCUUGAUGUUAGAAUGAUCUCUGAUAAUCAAAAUUUGUUUCUAGUUAAUGAAGCAUCAUAGAUAAACGUACAUAAACUAUGCAGUAGUAGAACCAAGACCUUUGUUCGGGGAUGCAAUAAUUUUAGUUUCAACUUACAAAUUACAAUA
Messenger RNA from Coffea eugenioides, 2869 nucleotides. Its product is annotated as potassium channel SKOR-like. Gene Ontology annotation, biological process: potassium ion transport; transmembrane transport. Gene Ontology annotation, cellular component: membrane. Lineage: Eukaryota; Viridiplantae; Streptophyta; Magnoliopsida; Gentianales; Rubiaceae. Gene Ontology annotation, molecular function: voltage-gated potassium channel activity; protein binding. The record is from RefSeq and is a predicted model, not a curated record. Bases 266 to 2782 code for a protein of 838 amino acids. The transcript has 13 exons.